Molecule: messenger RNA, 736 nt
Organism: Limulus polyphemus (Atlantic horseshoe crab)
Lineage: Eukaryota; Metazoa; Arthropoda; Merostomata; Xiphosura; Limulidae
Gene: mRpL54
Product: 39S ribosomal protein L54, mitochondrial-like
Exons: 2
Coding region: 21-572 (183 amino acids)
Cellular component (GO): mitochondrial large ribosomal subunit
Molecular function (GO): structural constituent of ribosome
Source: RefSeq, a predicted model, not a curated record
AUUAAAAUACUCAAAUAAAAAUGGCUACCGCUAUUACUUGGAACGUAAAAAGAACCUUUGUUACCAUUAAAAAAAUUAAGAAUAUUAAUUUGUUAGGUACUUCCUGGACACCACUCUACGCUACAAAAUCAGGAUAUGCUAAAAAACCAUCGAUGGCUGGACUUGGAGGAAAAAGUAAAGGAAAAGGAGCAAUUGGUGUAGCUGUGCAAAAGAAAAGGCUUCCCGUUGAAACUGAUCCGCACAAGCUAGUCAAUUACGUCUGUGGCAGCAACAUUUACAAAGAUGGGCAGGAUAUCAAAAUUAAGGAUGACAGUGAAUAUCCUGAUUGGAUCUGGGAUCUCAGGUUAGGUCCUUUUCCUUCACUAGAAGAGUUAGAUCCAAAUACCUUGCAGUACUGGGAAAGGCUACACCUUCUGAAUGUUGCUCGAGGAAAUAGGCUUUUAAAAACUAAGAGACUGGGUGAAAUGCGGGUGAAUGAAGCCAAGAAGCUUGAAAAAUUGAAGGCUAUUAGGUUUAGAGCUCUUGCUUUUCACUAUCAUGACCCUGGGGUGGAAGUGAAAGGUCUUGAAUAGGAAGACACCAGUUUCAUGUAAGACUCAUUUAGUAAAUUGUACAGGAACAUGUAGUAUGAUAUUCCCAAAAAAACAAGCCUACUUGUAUAUGUUUAUCACUGUGUGGGAUGGUUAUUAAAAUAUAUAAUAUUGGAUACCAAAUGUUGUGUAUUUUGUAGACUUCU